This is a messenger RNA of Oppia nitens, 876 nucleotides long. RefSeq lists its product as uncharacterized. Gene Ontology annotation, biological process: positive regulation of voltage-gated potassium channel activity; sleep; regulation of synaptic transmission, cholinergic. The coding region runs from base 241 to 696 and encodes 151 amino acids. The transcript is spliced from 3 exons. The record is from RefSeq and is a predicted model, not a curated record. NCBI's taxonomy places the organism in Eukaryota, Metazoa, Arthropoda, Arachnida, Sarcoptiformes, Oppiidae.
UAUGACAUCACAUUGAGCUCAGUGUCACUAAUGUAUUGACUGUAUGUUCAAUGUAUGCAUUUGUCCGACAUUGCAGUUAAGGCUAACCCAUAGACCCAUUGACUGCUAUAUUCACAACACAAUAGACUCAUUGGUUCUAAAUUGCAUUCAAUUAUAUUAAUCAUAUAAUUACUAAUUAAUAGUUUUGAUUAAUAAAAAACGUUAAUUGAAAUUAGUUUUAAUAACAAAACAGUGCAAACAAUGUAUACUACAAACAACAUUGCAUUGACUUUAAUGGCACUAUCAGUGUGUUUACCAUUUGCCUAUUCAUUAAACUGUUGGGAUUGUAAUUCCCUGAUUAACGCCAAUUGUAACGAUCCAUUCAAAGAGGAUGACUUUGCAAUGGCUGAUUGCAAUCAAAAAUUUUUGCCCCAUUUUCCUAAUCAACCGGGAACUAUAUGCAGAAAAAUUGUUCAAAAAGUGAAUGAUGAAUACCGUACAAUCCGUGGCUGUGGAUAUCUCAAUGAUUUGGGUCAAGAGAUCAAACCGGGAACAGUAUUGCCCAAUGAUUGUAUCAAAAGAGCCGGUACUUUCUCGGUGUUAGUUCAGUACUGUUCCUGUAAUGGCAAAGAUGGAUGUAAUCACUCGACUCACCUAAUUGUCAGCUCUAUUACUCUCAUAAUACCAAUUGCUUUAAUAUUAUCUUAUAUAUUAUAAGAUUAUGUUUUUUCAAAUUUACCGGUUUUUCUUUACAUUCCAAUUAGUUUUUUUAAUUGCAUUUAUUUUCAGAUAUUAUAUUCUCUAAAAAAUAUGUUUUCCGGCAAAUUUCGACCCAAAAGUAUGAAAUUUAUUUUAAAAAUUUCUUAUGUUUUCACCAAAUCCUACAAUAAGAGCACA